UUUUUUAAUUUUACAGCACUUGUUGUGUUGCCUAUCGUUAUCGAUGACAAAACUUUAUUAUUAUUUUGAGCAAAAUGGGAAGUCCGGAAUUACCUACAGAUCCUGGCCAAGAGGUAUUUCCAACGCCAGCGGUGGAUCAUCCGCGAAAUGGCGUGGAGAGCGAGGAUGACGAUGAUUCAGAUGCCUACGAUGGGUACCAACCACUUGCAUUGGAUGAUGAUGAUGGAAUGGACACUGAGGAUAAUCCCCCAGAACCGGAGGCUCCAUCUGCGGAUAACGACGAGGACAUUGAUUUGAUGACAGCUCCAGUCACUCAUGGUGAUCCUAACAUGCCGUCAAUCGAGCCAGCGGACGUGGAAAUUGAGCGUCAAGUGUGGAGUGAGCCAAGACCAAGGGAACUUCAAAUAGAUCUGGAUAAAACGCGAACAGAACAGAUCCUUAAAGCCAUGUCCACAAUAACAUUGCCCAACAUCACGGUUCCAGAUUGGGCCAAAGGAGUGCCCGAAGAACGCUGGAAACAUGAACUCCUAGACCGGAUAAGCAACCGUCAACAUGGACCAGAACCUUCCUCGUCCGCGGAGAAUCCACAGCAUUCCAAGUCCAAAAAAGAUUAGCGUGUAUACUGUGUAUUUAGAAAAAACGUUCUCCAAUAUAUGUUUAAUUUAGAAUGA
This is a messenger RNA of Drosophila rhopaloa, 671 nucleotides long. RefSeq lists its product as uncharacterized. Lineage: Eukaryota; Metazoa; Arthropoda; Insecta; Diptera; Drosophilidae. Gene Ontology annotation, biological process: spermatogenesis. Bases 75 to 614 code for a protein of 179 amino acids. The record is from RefSeq and is a predicted model, not a curated record. The transcript has 2 exons.